CUACAUGACGCCGCACCAUGGUCGUCGUCCGAGAGUCCCCGCGCGCCCAAGUCUCGCCGUCCAAGAACAACGCCCAAUGGCCGCCGAGAUCGCCCUUCCAGGCAUUGCUUUCCUCACCGAGCGGACGACAGAAAUGGCAGGACUACAAGAGUCGCAACGAUGAUGAACGGUCGCCGAGUCCAAGUCCCGGCCGCAAUAAUGUGCGCAGCAGCAAGAUGCUGCAAGACUUGGCAGGAGGGGAUGAUGAGGACGAGGACGAGGACGAGGACGAAGAGACAUUGCAGUUGAAGCUGGCAGAGAUACAGGCAAAAUUGAGAUUAAAGAAGUUGCAGAGAUCGAGUUCGAAGAGAAAUACAGACGCCGACCGGAGCGAGGGCAGCAGUAGCAUGCCAGCACCUGGCUCACCAUCACCACGGAAACUAUACGAGUCUGCACUGCCACAGCAAGCAAUACAGAUACCCGUCUCUCCGUCAGGCGACCGAAGAAGUGGACCAGAGCUGUCGCCCGCCAGAGCCAAACUCGGCCUAACGACAAAUCCCCGAGCAGCAGACGUGUCGCUCAAGAGACCUCGCGAUGCGACUCAACUCAAACAUUCAUCCUCGCUGCACUCCUUGCGAGCUCCGAAAGAGGACCCUCCGAAAGUGUCGAGUUUCAGCCAGCGGUUGGCAGAAGUGAAGCAGAGGGAUGAAGAGAAGCUGGCCAAGCAAGACAGAUUGAAGGAGAUACGAAGUCAAGGGUUCAGUCAUACACGGACAGAGUCAAAUAUCAGCUCCAAGACGGUCAGUAGCAUGAAGUCACGGCCCGCUUCACUGAGCCAGUCUUUCCAGCUAGCAGAGGCAAGCCGGCCUCGAUCGGCUGGACAGCCACCUGGCAGGCAUACACGGACCGAGUCGAACAUCUCGCGUGCAUCAUCAACUCGACAAGCUCGUGAAGAAGUCGUCGCAAAACCACACGUCAGCAAGAUCUGGCAAGGAAGUGCGGGCGGCGCUGAGGAUGGAACUGGUCACGAAGAGCCAGAAGAUCCGACGAUCCCUGACGUAGAAGAUACGGGUGGCAGCACUGGCUACGAUCCAUUCUCGAAGGUUCAUCUCAAGAAACGGGCCGUCAGUCAUGAUGUGGUGGCGCGCGAAAUGACUGGCUGCGAGGUGUACUCGUUGCCGCGACUGCUGCGAGAAGUGAAAUCACCUGACUACGAUCCUCCUGAUUGCGAAGCCAACUACGUGGUGUUCGCUGUAUUGGCAUCCAAGUCAAGCCCUUUCGACCACGCUCAAACUCAUCGCACCAAUGACAAAACUAGCGAGGACAAAUUGGAAGCGCCCAAAAACAAAUUCAUGGUCCUGCAUCUCUGCGACCUCAAAUGGGAAAUUGACUGCUUCUUGUUUGGAACCGCCUUCAACCAAUUUUGGAAACUUACACCAGGCACACUUCUCGCAAUCAUGAACCCUGCCAUUAUGCCACCCAAGGGUAACCAGCAUAACGGAAAGUUCUCGUUGAAGUUGGCCAGCUCCGAGGAUUCUGUGAUGGAGAUUGGCGUGGCGCGAGAUCUAGGGUACUGCAAUGCUAUCAAGAAGAACGGGGAGCCAUGCGGUGAAUGGAUUGACAGCCGCAAAUCCGAGGCUUGUGAGUUUCAUCUCAACCUUCAGAUUGAAAAGGCUCGCAAAGGGAGGAUGGAAGUCAACACGAUGUUCAACGAUGGCACCAAAGGAGAGCCAGCUAAGAGGCGGCGCAUAGCUUCGGUUCGUCCGGGAGAACGUUCAAAGAAAGAUCCGACAGGAGUAAGACAUCAUCGAGAAUACGGCACACUAUACACUGUGAAUGGUACGAAGAGUGCAGCGAGCUUACUGGAUGACGACGAUAAACGAAUUUACGACGAUAUGAUUGGCGAAGAGGCUUCGAGAAAGCGUAUAGCAGCUGCCCAGAAGGAUCGGGAUAUUGCCCGACAACUUGGUGAAAUGGGACGAGGGACGGGUGCUGAAAUGAUGAGACACUCGAAACACGUGCGGACGACGUCUACGAGUACAAAAGUCAUGAGCGCGGCUGAAGAGGCGCGUGAUGCAUUAUUCAGCAAGAAAUCAGCCGCCGAGCUUGGUCUGCUGGCACGGAAAUCUGGCGAUGUCAGUUUGGAGCCGGCGAAGGACAGAAAGAAGCACUUUGGCUUGGGUGCUGUGUCAAUGUCCAGCCGAACAACAGCCAGCAAGUCUUCAAACCCAAUGGGAUGGGGUGGCGCCAAGAAAGCUGGUCUGCUACAACCCAAGGAGAGCCGAUUAGGGAGUCCUGAACGGGGUCAGUCGCGACUUGACGAUCAGAAACGACCUCUUAUCCGCCCCCGGAGUGAUGACAGCAGCGCGCGGAGCUCUGGGAGUCAAAGCCCGACCAAAAAGAAGGCAAGAUUUAUGCUCGAUAAAGGAAUACGAGAGCCCGGAAGAGAGUCUUUUCCCAGCCAAGCGCAGGUUGAGAGCGAUGAUGAUGACUUGGAUAUUGUGUAG
Molecule: messenger RNA, 2486 nt
Organism: Cercospora beticola
Lineage: Eukaryota; Fungi; Ascomycota; Dothideomycetes; Mycosphaerellales; Mycosphaerellaceae
Product: Mcm10/DnaG-type zinc finger protein
Biological process (GO): DNA replication initiation; DNA replication
Cellular component (GO): nuclear replication fork; nucleus
Molecular function (GO): DNA replication origin binding; single-stranded DNA binding
Source: RefSeq, a predicted model, not a curated record